Molecule: messenger RNA, 2880 nt
Organism: Saccostrea cuccullata (small rock oyster)
Lineage: Eukaryota; Metazoa; Mollusca; Bivalvia; Ostreida; Ostreidae
Exons: 10
Biological process (GO): nucleus-vacuole junction assembly
Molecular function (GO): protein-membrane adaptor activity; protein binding
Source: RefSeq, a predicted model, not a curated record
AAACCAACAAAGAGAUUCUAAUGAGACUUGGUAUAGUGGAUCCUUUGGUAGAACUGCUUCAUUCAAGGAAUGUAGAAGUCCAGUGUAAUACAUGUGGCUGUAUUACUGCCCUGGCUACCACAGAUGCUAAUAAGCAUUCCAUUGUGUCUUGUAAUGCUGUCAAGCCCCUCCUGCAUCUAAUGCGAUCAGCAGAUCUCCGUGUAAAGAGAAAUGCUGCAGGGGCCAUACUGAAUUUAACACAUAUACAGUCCAACAGGAAUGAGUUGGUGAAUCAUGGCGCCAUUCCCACACUGGUGGAGUUGAUCCACAUGUCAGACUAUGAUAUCCAGUACUAUAGUGCAGCCGCACUCAGUAACAUCGCUGUCAAUCAAAAACACCGAGCCAUGAUGAUCGCGGUGGGACAUUUUGAUGUCAUCAGACAACUCAUACGACUUUUAUCUUCAAAGAAAGACAGGGUAAAAUGUCAGGCGUGUUUUGCUCUCAGGAAUCUGGCAUCAGAUGAUGAGAACCAGUUAUUGGCAGUGGAGAACGGUGCCCUGCCCCCAUUACACCACAUUCUGACUUCCUGCCGGUCUGACACACUGGCUGCAGCUGCUGCAUGUCUAAGGAAUCUCUCUAUACACAAACUCAAUGAAGCAGCCUUUAUACAUGAAAACUUGGUACCAGAUCUUUGUCAUGUUGUCUGUGAUAGUUCUAAUCCAGAAGCCCAAAAACACAUAGCAGGAACACUACGCAAUUUGGCUGUCAGUGAAUACGUACGAACCUUGAUAGAGAAUGACUGUGUGGAGGCCUUGACCUUUGUCCUUCUUGACCUGGAGUCAAGGAUACCUGUCCUAUCAGAGGUCACAGCAGCUCUAGCCGUCAUGGCUGACGAAGAUGAUGUAAAAUACAAGCUGAUACAUCUACAGGGAGGUAAAGCCUUCAGUAAACUGGUGACCCUGGCUUCACUGUCUAGUCACAGAGAAAUACAGUACAACAGUGCUGGCACGCUGGGACAACUGGCAUUAGUCAGUUUACCAGCUGAGUUGAAAGAGGCUAAUAGGAAGGGUAUAGUUCUUUAUGUCGAUAAGUUCCUAAAAUCUCCUGAUCCAAGCUUUGUACAUGUGGCUCUGUGGACAUUAAACAUGCUACUUAAAGAUAUAUUUUUCCUGAGGGCUUUCACUGACCACAGCAUUGAGUCUGUUAUAGACCAAGUCAAAAUAACUCAUCAGCUGGCAAAGAUCCAGGACCUCUGUAACAGUGUUAUUGACCAGCUCCACGGGGUCAUGACCUCUUCAACCUCGAGUGAGGACUGAUUUUUACAUCAGGAAGUUCUUCACCUCAUUGAAAGAAUUUCCUCCCAUUUUUAAUGAAUCUCCCAUAUUUGUUAUCUUUAUAUAUAUGAAUGCAUGGACAUCACCAUUUUACAUGAGAGAAACAAUCUUUUUGCAUUGUUGUCUAAAUUAAAUCUUAAUUUUAAGUUUGUUGUCAUCAGUACUUUUUGUUAUACAUGUUAUACAGAUUGCUGGGCAUUAAGAGAAAUCCAUCCAAUGAGACAUCAUUGCUUCACUGUAUAAUGUGUUAUGUCACUUACCUGAUAGUCUUAAUACACUGCAGAAUGCUGUACAAAAGCUAAAAAUGGACCUCAGGCUACCCAAAUAAAGUACAUGUAGUAAUCAUUAUAAUAUUAUACUAUUUAUUGGUUAUUUUUGACAAUGAGCAAUGAAACUUAACUGGGUUUUGAUUUUAAAAUUAAAAAAUUAUUAACCAAAAAAAUAAUAAUAAUACAUGUAAAAGCAAGAAAAUGUAGAGAAGUGGUUGCUUGAAAUAAUCUACAAGUAAUCAAUAAGAAAUGUAGUCACAUUAAUGUAUUAUUUAUUUAUAGCAAACUGGUCAGGUGUGUUUUAUAUCAAGAUAAUGGUUGUUGUUUGAAGGUGAAAUAUUGUUUAUCAUUCCAAGAACUUUUAUUACUUGCACUAACAUUGUCAUCUUGGAACCCAUUUUCAAUAGUUUAUUUUAUUAAUUUAUUUAUGUUUUAUGAUAGUUGUAUUUUUUAAUUUUUGUAUCAGCUAAUAUAGUAGAAAGGAAGUACAGACUAUAUUGGUAAUAUCGUUUAUCUCCCUUGCAAAUCCAUUAUUUAUGGUAUUUCAUGUUUUAUCUUUGUAUAUGCAAAACAACCUGUUUUGGUACCUUCACAGAUGAAACUAAUAUGCCUGUAUGCAACUUCAGAUUUGAAUUUUUGUUUUAAAAGAAUCCACUUUUAUAACCAUUUUUAAAUAUGCUUAAACUUUGGACAUGUUUACAUUUUUUUAAAAUACAAAAAAAAUUAACAAAAUAUAUCAUACUUACAUGUAAAAACUCAUGCCAUAGAAUAUGUCUACUGCAUACCGGUACUUGUGAGAGACCCUUGGUAGCAAGUCUAGACGGUUAUUAUCAUGAAUUAAUCCUCAUUUUUUAAUUGUAAUUUUUAUACGCCCGUCUUAAGACGGGACGUAUUAUGUUAUAGGCUUCAUGUCCGUCCGUCCGUCUGUCCGUCUGUCCAUUCGUGUCCGGCACAUAACUUCAAUACUAUUAGGCCUAGGAUUAUCAAACUUUGUCAACUGAUACUUCUUGGGUAGACGGUGUGUCGUGCACAAAAAGUAGGUCGCUCUGACCUUUAAUAAAGAUGCUAUGGCCAAAUAUGGAAAAAUCCUGUCCGGCUCAUAACUAGAAAACUAUUAGACCUAGAGCUAUCAAACUUGGCAAAAGUAUACAUCUUAGGUAGAAGGUGUGUCGCGACCUAUUUCAAGGUCACUGUGACCUUUAAUUUUAGAAAAUUUUUUUAAAAAACUAAGUUUUUUAAACUUUAAAUUUCAUAAUCCUAGAAAUGUAAAAAAUAGAGUUGUAUCCUUAUUGAAAAGU